AUGGCCCUACCAAUGCCCACUACGAUGCCCUUACUAGCGCCCAUAUAUUUACCGGGACAAGAACCUUUACCUCCCGGAACAAGUGAUUGGGAAAAACAAGAGAUGCAGACUGCUCUGAAAUAUCAGAAGUACCUGGGUAUGGCAAUGGAGAGUUGUCCGUUGAAAGUGACAUUAUCAGGUGGUGCAGGUUUCGCUUUGGGAGGAUUCUUUUCCUUGAUGUCAGCAACCUUCGCUUAUGAAGAUCCGUUAUCCCGUGCAUCAACUCAACUGUCAACGAGGGCGCAAACGAUGUUCGUUUUCAAAGAGAUGGGUAGAAAUAUGUGGUCAAGUGGAAAAGGUUUCGCCAAAGUUGGUGCUAUAUAUUCUGGUGUGGAAUGCUGUAUUGAAGGUUACAGAGCCAAAAACGAUAUAACCAACGCCGUAUCAGCAGGUUUCUUAUCAGGUGCUAUAUUGGCUAGAAGUUCAGGUUUGAAAGCUGCUAUUGGAGGUGGUGUCGCGUUUGCCGCUUUCUCAGGUGCUAUAGAUUUGUAUUUGAGGAAAGAACCUUCAGAGUGA
Molecule: messenger RNA, 555 nt
Organism: Kwoniella shivajii
Lineage: Eukaryota; Fungi; Basidiomycota; Tremellomycetes; Tremellales; Cryptococcaceae
Product: mitochondrial import inner membrane translocase subunit TIM22
Exons: 3
Coding region: 1-555 (184 amino acids)
Biological process (GO): protein insertion into mitochondrial inner membrane
Cellular component (GO): TIM22 mitochondrial import inner membrane insertion complex
Molecular function (GO): transmembrane protein transporter activity
Source: RefSeq, a predicted model, not a curated record